Gadus chalcogrammus (walleye pollock) is the source of this 1562-nucleotide messenger RNA. RefSeq names its product phenylalanyl-tRNA synthetase 2, mitochondrial (gene fars2). The transcript has 8 exons. Gene Ontology annotation, molecular function: tRNA binding; ATP binding; phenylalanine-tRNA ligase activity. NCBI's taxonomy places the organism in Eukaryota, Metazoa, Chordata, Actinopteri, Gadiformes, Gadidae. The record is from RefSeq and is a predicted model, not a curated record. Gene Ontology annotation, cellular component: mitochondrion; cytoplasm. Gene Ontology annotation, biological process: phenylalanyl-tRNA aminoacylation. Bases 267 to 1523 code for a protein of 418 amino acids.
CCAGUACGUGGUUGUAGUUCAAGAAUAAAACCUGAGAGCAGCAGAGAACAGACACAACCAGCAGUUUGCAUGCGGUCACCUUCUUUUACACUUCGAGAUUGUCAACAAUCCCAAAGAUUCAGCAGCUCAAAUGACUUAAGUAGGUUCUAGGUUGUAUUAUUUAGCACAAACAAGAGAAAAGCUUAACAACCUGGCUAAACAACAGUCUAUAUAUAGUCUCCUCGUUGAAAGCGAUCUGCUCUGUCUGACUCCAUGGGCCACUAGCGAUGGGAAUACAGACCCGGACCCUACCGUGGCUCCUCCCCUUCCUGCACUCCUCCCCCCGUCAUGUGGCCCAUCGACGCUCAUUCAAACUUUCAGCCAAUGGCAUCCUGCCAACACACAGCCACACCCUCCUGUGUCGCCAUUUUAGCAACGGCAGCUCUGCUGCCCAGCCUGUGAUUGGUCAAGACUCUGUGGAGGUCCUAGGCCACACCUACCCCCGCGAUGACGUCACCAAUAUUACACCCAAGAUCCUGGCCAAAGUUGGAAGGAAUCUCCACAAUCAAUCCCAUCAUCCUCUCUGGCUCAUCAAGGAGAGGAUCAAAGACCAUUUCUAUGGCGCCUAUACCGGUCGUGGGAACCCCUUGUUCUCGGUCCAUGACAACCUGAGUCCUGUUGUUACCACCGAGCAGAACUUUGACAGCCUUCUGAUCCCAGCUGAUCACCCCAGCAGGAAAAGAGGCGACAACUACUUCCUGAACAGGACUACGAUGCUCCGUGCACACACAUCUGCCCACCAGAGGGAGCUAGUGAGGUCGGGCCUGGAUAGGUUCCUAUUGGCUGGAGAUGUAUACAGGCGGGACGAGAUCGAUGCCACUCAUUAUCCCGUCUUCCAUCAGAUGGAGGGCGUUCGGCUGUUCACUAAUCAUGAGCUGUUCUCGCGGGUGGAGAACGGCGAGGACCUGUCUCUGUUUGAGGCGGGCGGCAGACGCACGGCUCAGAAGCAGCAGUGCCACACGCUGGAGGCCGUGAAGCUGGUGGAGCACAACCUGAAGAGCACCCUGAAGCGGCUCGUCACCAGUCUGUUUGGGAAAGAUCUGGAGGUGAGAUGGGUGGACUGCUACUUUCCCUUCACACAUCCCUCCUUUGAGAUGGAGGUGCGUUUCCGUGGCGACUGGCUGGAGGUUCUGGGAUGUGGAGUCAUGGAACAAGAGCUCGUCAACUCAGCGGGGGCAGGCAAUAAGCUGGGCUGGGCGUUCGGCCUGGGCCUAGAGCGGCUGGCCAUGGUGCUCUACAGUAUACCAGACAUCAGGCUCUUCUGGAGCCAGGACCCACGCUUCCUCCAGCAGUUUGUCCUGUCUGACAUCCACCAGCCAGUCAGCUUCCAGGUAGGACGCACACCUGCAUGCACAGCUCGCACACAUACAUAUAAGCGCGCCGCGCACGCACACAUACAUGCAUGUACACAUGUUGGCACGCACACACACGUAUAUGAGUGUACAUUUGUAUGCAUGCACACACCUACAAAUACAUGCGGAUAACUACUAUAUCGCUAUUACUAUAUCCUUAAUACAUAAUGG